GUUUUCCGGCUGCCUUCAACGCAGAGCAGGUGCGCAGUGCUUGCUUGUCUGGAAGCCCCUGGUUGCUGGUGGCCACGGAAGAUGCGAGUGCCUAUGCAGUGGAAGCAGGCAGCGGAUCGUCACUACCCUGGCCCGCCGGCUUUCAGGUGGAUGCCCUCCUUUGUCCCGAAGAGGCGAGCUGCAUUUUGGGAAUGUCAUGUGAGACGACAGACUCUGUCCUGUGCUGCUGGCGCCUGCCGUCUGGCAACGAGAUGUGGCGGCGGCAGACUGGUACGAAGCUACUGCAGCCAUUGGUGUAUAUUGCGAAGCUCAAGGCGGUCGCGGCUGGCUGCUUUGAGGGCGUCCUGACGUGGGAUGCGUCCGACGGAUCUGCGACGCGGCGCUUGAAGACCGAGCUGCCCGUCGAUCGGAUUUGGUACUUUCCGCAGCAAGAGCUGAUUUGCGCGCGGGGCAGUGAAAUCUUAGGUCUCACCACACAUCUUUCCACGUGGAGUGUGAAUGCGCUCGCCGCCGGCACAGGAGACAGCCCCGUUUGGGAGAAGUCUUCAAAUGAGAUGGUCAUGGCACUGGCGGGCGAUGGUGGAAGUCUUUUUGCCCGCGUGGGAAGUGUCAUCCAUGCUUGGGACGGCAAGUUGGGCAAAGAACUCUGGCAGAGGGCGCAGAUGGAGCUACCGCGGCUUCCAACACUGCCGACCUACCUGCAGUUGGAUUCUGGCGUCUUGUACGUCGGGGCUGGCAGCUUCCUCCUGGCAUUGAUGCAGCCUUGCUCUUCAUGA
Symbiodinium sp. CCMP2456 is the source of this 776-nucleotide messenger RNA. Lineage: Eukaryota; Dinophyceae; Suessiales; Symbiodiniaceae. The record is from the annotation of a GenBank genome assembly.